UAAGGACUGUUUGUUAUCUUUCUUAGCUUAUAUGUUUGAUAUUAAUAUUUGGUUUGAUUACUUUUUACUUUACUUGAGACUAAAUAUAGCCUUGUAAACAUGUUUAUUACGAAAAGAAAAAGAAAACAAGCAUUUAUCCUGGCCAAUCCUGUAUAGAUGAACAUGUACAUAUACAUGUAAUAUGAGUUACAACCCUCUGGCUAAAAAUAGAUUAAUCAAAGCUUGUUGUUUUUAAAGUCAAAGCUUGCAAGUAAACAUGAAAAUAUUUUUCAUAAUCGAAUAUAGCUGUAUUACGGACCUCCUAUGAAAUUACUACUCUGCAGAGGCUCUCCAUUUCUGUGCAAACAAUGCUAGCGGUUAAGAUUUGAUUGGUUUCUGUCACAUCCACCAUAGCGUGCUGUUGAUCGAAAUGCUGAUGCUAAUGUUGGCUGCUGCAAAACCGCUUCUAAAAAUAGCUCCUCUUCUAUAACAGGAAACUAGUGGGUGGAGCCUAAGUCUGGGCAGGCAGCCAGCCAUUAGCCAAUCAGGAAUCAGGCUUCCUCUCUAUAGCGACUAUCUGCAUGUGUGUGUGCUUGUAUGAGAGUGUAUUGGCAAGUGAAAGUAAGUCGAGGGCUAUGUCAGAUCAGAUGCUUAGCUGGUAUUGGAGAGUGUUAGUAUCAUACAUAGCUUCGUGAUUUUCAAACCAAAAGACAUUAUUUAUACCGUGCCCUGGAUACUUAUUCUGUUACUUGCCAACUAUCGUGGAGUAAUUCACUAUCAUAUUUCCUGCGGAGAAAUAUAUUUCUCAGUGGACUUUCUUUUGGGGUACUUUGAUAAUCUUAAGUGGAUUAUACUGAAGACUUGAUGGAAUACUUUCUUGAGGUUUAAUCAUAUAUAUGAUUCUGAUCCCUUAAUCACUGAACCAGGACCAACUGAACUCAGUUAACCCACUUCUUUUCGGAAGACUGCUGAUGGGAUGAGAGAGUGAGGAAUGACUAGAAAUGAAGCAGUUACAUCUAUCCUCAUCACAGACCAACCUCAGUGAGGAUCAGGCCAUCAUCAUCAUCAUGCAAGAAACAACAGUCACACCCAUUUCCCAUCUCCUCCGCAGUAAUGGCAGCGGCCAGGACAUCGCGACCACGCUCUUUCCAGAAGGUGCUGAUUCUGAGUGGGGUUUCCAGUCUUACAUUGCCCUGGGCAUCAUCUUUAUCCUCAUGACCAUUACCUUCAUUGGCAACAUCCUCAUCAUCGUCUCGGUUGCCAAGUUCAAGAGGCUGCAGAUACCGCCCAACUACAUCUUGAUGAACCUUGCAGUGGCUGACCUAGGUGUGGCCAUCAUGACCCUUAUCCUCUUUGCAUUCAACUUCUUGAGUGAGACGGGAGGGGUACUGUGCUUGUUGCCAUACUGCCUGAUGUCGCUCUUCAGCGGUGUCUCCGUGCUUAGUCUCAGCAUCAUCGCCUAUGACCGCUACUCCGCACUUGUGGAGCCUCUGAAGUACUCUGCACGCAUCACAUCGGUCCACAUUGCCGUUAUUUGCUUACUGGUGUGGAUCUACGUUACCGUCAUAUCCGUCAUCCCUAUGAUAGGAUGGUUCAUUCCUCUCCCAGGUACCAGUAUGGAGAUGCUGUGUUCGCUCAACUUCUACCACAAUUACACAUCCCUUGCCCAGGUCAUAGCCAUCUUCCUACCUGCCUUGGUGUGUAUGUUCUUCUGCUACUGCCGUGUGAUGCUAGUUGCCAGACACCACACCAGAGCUAUUUCAGCUGUCCAGUUCUCCCUGUUCCCUGGUGCCGUCAAAAACUAUAACACAUUUAAAGGAAACAAGUACUGGAAGACACUUGCUCUUAUUCUGGGUGUGUUUACUUUAACCUGGGGUACGUUCAUCACGACGGUGGUGGUUGAAGUCUUCUGUAAAGCGUUUUCUCAAUUCCUGACAAUGCACAACUAUACAGGACUAUUGCUUUUGCUGAAUAGUUGCCUCAAUCCAUGGAUCUAUGCGUUUCGCAAUCAGGACUUCCGAGCAGCAUUCAGGCGAAUUUUAAGGUGCUUUCGGAGGCCGUGCAAAAAGGGAUCGGUACGGUCCAACUCCAAUGCAGUACAUGAGCGAAGGAACUCACGCAUGUCUGUUGCCUUGAGCAGGACAAAUAGUCUCUGUGGAAAUCUUCAGACACUUCAAAUGCUCUAUGAACAAGAGAUGGCUCUCAAAAACAACAAUCAGACAAACUUUAAAGAUGGUGAAGUGGAAACGAGACAAACUUCCCUUGGAAACAGUAAGGCCUCUGUUCAGAUUGAAGAGGAGAAGGAACCACAAGUUCCCAUCACAGAACCUAUCCAAGUUGAGGAAGUUUGAACUUUAGUUAUCAGAUGUGAUUGAUUCAAAAGUGUUUUGUAUUAUCUUUCAGAUCAUCGCAAGAAGAAUACAGGAAGUGCAACUGUCCAGAGGAAAAGAGUUUUUUUGUAAACUAAUCUUACAAGUACAGUACUUGGUGUGCAUUUUAGACAUUUUGAAAGUAAGACUUUGUUCCAUAAGUGAAUUUCAAAAACUUUAAGGUACUGACAGAAAUCAUAGCCUAAAGUACAAUUUUUGUAGUUCCAGAUAUGAGAGAUUAAGAGCAGAAUAACCUACACUUGAUAAGGGAUUUUUUUGGAAAAAUUUAGACGUUCUUGAAUUUUAGAGUGAGGUGAAGUACCGGUAAUAUUUGAACUUAUAAAAAGAUAUCCAACAUGCAAUUUAUAUAUUUUUUUAAAAAUCUGUUGAUAUCUAGAAAAGAAUUGCAGACUUGGUUACAUUAUAAUUGUAAGUUAGAUAUGGUUAAUCACAAGGGCCGAUUAAAUGGGAGAAAAGAAAAUGACAAUUGAAACCUGACUAUUUCUUUGAAGGGACUUGGUAGGAUUUUCAUAUGAUCGGCCACUGUCAAUUAACAAAUGGGGAUGAACCAAGAAUAAGAUCUUCUGCGAGGUGUUGCAUAAAGUGUUGCAUAAGAAAGUUUUGAAAAAACAAGUAAAUGACAAUUAAAACCUGACUAUUACUUUGAAUGGUAUGAAGGAUUGUGAGUGUGGGUUUUAAAGGCACCUUGCUUUUGUAUGAAUGCUUUAUUUAAGGUUUAGCAGGAAAUUUAUUUGGUCAGAGGGUUAUUGAACAGCUGAUUGAGGUUGAUAUAUAUGUACAUUGCAGGUCUUGUGACACGGUGCUAACUUAGGGGUUACCAUUCUUUAUGUUCUGAAACUAGAAUUUUUGUGAUUUUAUUCUUCUCAUGACAUCAUGGAGGUUGUAUUUUUGUAGCAAAAAAAAAUUGUCAUGUGCAAUCUUGUUUUUCAAAUGUUUGUACCAAAGAGAUCAUGUCCAUUUUUGCUAGGGAAAAUUGAUUUAUAGUUGGUUACACAUGUAUCUUCAUUCAUUCAUUCUAUGAUUUGAUGUCAUGUACUAUCUUGUUAAGAUACGUGUACCAACAAAUCUUUUUGAAUCGCAAGGUUAGUAUUUGUAGUGACAGUAAGUGAUGGAAUAGAAAUGAAAGCAUCACAAAGAGAAAGAAAAGUAUUACCGGUAUGUACAUUGAGUACAUCAAGGAAAUAUGAAAUGUGCAAUUUAUACGUUUUCAAUUAGAAGGGGGGAAGGGUAUUGCCGAUCUUUGCCAUCAUUGAACAAAAAGAGGACAGUGUUCAAUAAGAAUAUCAUCAGAGAAUUCAGAGUGCAAAAGCUGUUAUCAUGUUAAAGGAUAUUGACAGCAAAUUUUCUGAAAAAAAUCAUAUACUAAUAUGGCUUUUUAUGCAGGACUACUACAUGUUAUUUAUUUAUUUCGAAAUUGAAAUACACUUCUUUUCUUCUCUCACUUGUAUUUUUACAUAUACAGUGUACAUGUAGUUGUUGACAUAAGAAUGAUACUUCUUUUGCUUGGAAUAUGAUUUUUUUUUUUUUUUAAGGUAAGAUGACAAUGUGUACAUCAAUAUUUUUGAUAGUCUGUUUUUAUAUGCUCAAAUUUGUAAAAUAGAGGUGUAUUUAUUCUUGCAAUGGUGAACUUUUUAUAUUUCAACAACAUCUUUUCGAAGCAUGCAAAUAUUACAUUUGCAUUUUUGUACUACUUGUUCUAUCUCAUGCAUUUAUGUGAAAAAGAAAACAGAUAAAUAAAUGUACUUCGAGGAAAUAUGUGCAAAGAAUCAUUUAUAAUGUCUUCAAUCAAGUAAAAGACAAACAUUCAUAAUUCUAUAUGGUCUUCUGUAGUAUACAAAGGAUUUUCUGUCAGACAUGUACACAGAAAAUAAGUAUGUUGGAAAAUAACAAGGUCUUCAAGGUUUGUUGCUCUUAACGGGUAAUCACUUUUUUGUUCUUUUUCAUUUAUCAUUUUAAAAUUUGUCAAAUUCUAGGCUAAAUCACUUAUCUUCUGGAACUUGGAGCAACUCAUGUCAUGUGAAAAAUCACAUCAUUAUUAUGGUUUAUGGUGUUUUUAUUUUCAGCUUGUCAGUGCACAUAUAUUUGUGCAAUUUCUGUGUUUUUAUUUAUUUUUCUAUUUACUGAUCAUUUCUUAUCUACAGCUCUCAUUGAAAUUGCCAUUGCUUUAUCUUGUUGCAAUUUGUCAAUAAAAGUACAUGAUGCACUAAAACUUA
Molecule: messenger RNA, 4582 nt
Organism: Strongylocentrotus purpuratus (purple sea urchin)
Lineage: Eukaryota; Metazoa; Echinodermata; Echinoidea; Camarodonta; Strongylocentrotidae
Product: tyramine receptor Ser-2-like
Exons: 2
Coding region: 981-2330 (449 amino acids)
Biological process (GO): G protein-coupled receptor signaling pathway
Cellular component (GO): membrane
Molecular function (GO): trace-amine receptor activity
Source: RefSeq, a predicted model, not a curated record